Vanrija pseudolonga is the source of this 1045-nucleotide messenger RNA. RefSeq names its product Nicotinate-nucleotide pyrophosphorylase [carboxylating] (gene BNA6). The coding region runs from base 59 to 973 and encodes 304 amino acids. The transcript has 6 exons. The record is from RefSeq and is a predicted model, not a curated record. NCBI's taxonomy places the organism in Eukaryota, Fungi, Basidiomycota, Tremellomycetes, Trichosporonales, Trichosporonaceae. Gene Ontology annotation, cellular component: cytoplasm. Gene Ontology annotation, biological process: NAD+ biosynthetic process; quinolinate catabolic process. Gene Ontology annotation, molecular function: nicotinate-nucleotide diphosphorylase (carboxylating) activity.
AUCCGCGACUCGACAUUACUUUCGCAACUUUCUUUCGCCUCUACCCUCCCUACCCACAAUGUCAACAGCAGCAGAGCAGACCGACCUCCUCCCGGGCCAGAACCUCGCACACCUCCUCCCGCCGUCGUGGAAGCAGGUCAUCCCUACCUGGUUCGCCGAGGACACGCCGUCCUACGACUGGGCGGGCUUCGUCGUCGGCGAGGAGGAGCAGGAUGCGAUCUUGUGGGGCAAGAGCGGGGGCGUUGUCGCUGGCGUGCCGUUCUUUGACGAGAUCUUCAAGUAUGUCGACUGCACUGUCGAGUGGCUCGUCCCCGAGGGCACCGUGAUCCCAGACGGCGCCAAGACCAAGGUGGCCGUCGUGCGCGGCAAGGCGCGCGACCUGCUGCUCGGCGAGCGCGUCGGCCUCAACCUCCUCGCGCGCGCUUCCGGCAUCGCGACCGUCUCGCGCCGGUUCCGCGACCUCGCGCGCGAGGAGGGCUGGGGCGGCGUGAUCGCCGGCACGCGCAAGACGACGCCAGGCUUCCGCAUCGUCGAGAAGUACGGCAUGAUUGUCGGCGGCAUCGACCCCCACCGCCACGACCUCUCGUCCAUGGUCAUGCUCAAGGACAACCACAUCUGGGCCCAUGGAUCAAUCACCAACGCCGUCAAGGCUGUGCGCCGCGUCGCGGGCUUCUCGCUGCUGGUCAAUGUCGAGUGCCAGGACUUUGCAGAGGCCGACGAGGCGAUCGCUGCCGGCGCCAACAUUGUCAUGCUCGACAACCUCGUCGGCGCCGAGCUGCACGGCGCAGCCAAGCAGCUCAAGGACAAGUGGCGCGGCAAGCGCGAGUUCCUGAUCGAGACGAGCGGCGGUAUCGUCGAGGGCUCGCUCACGAGCCGCGUCGGCCCGGACAUCGACAUCCUCUCCACGUCCGCCGUGCACCAGGGCACACCGCACGUCGACUUCUCGCUCAAGAUCCAGCCACGGAAGAAGUAGGCGGGCGUCACGAAAACGACAUAAUGGUAUGGUUGGUUGGUUGGCUAGAGGCAUGCAGCGGGUGUGUGAUUA